UAAAAAUAAUUAGUUUCUACGCUUCAGCAUACCCAAUUCCUGUUUCAUGUAAUAUAUAGCUAAUACUCCAUGCUGAAUUCAAUUUCUCAUCUAAAAAGACAUGAUUUUCUUUUUUGUAACGUGCAAAUAUCUUCACUGACGAGAGUCACAGGAUCAGGAGAUCUAAUUUGAUGGAACAGAGACUCAUAUGCAGCUGUAUGUGAAGCACGCAAAAUCGAACCGAGAGAAGAAACCUUAGAUCUCUGUUGGUGCCGCUAAUGGGGAUUCAUGAUUCUCCCGACUCCUCCCCGAAACCAUUACAUCUGUACGAGGUAAAAUAAACUGAUAUCUCUAGUUUUGGACUGGAAGCAAACCUUAUAUUUCUUAUGGAUGAGCUCUAAUUCGAAGUGGAAUCAGCUACAAUCUGCUUAUGUUUUUCGAAUGUACAUAUUGACUUGGGUGAUGCAUGGAGAAAGAUUAGAUAUGAACCGAUGAUUUGGUUCAUCAUAUUCACACAAUGGGUUUGAGAUAUGGCUGAUGUUGCAGGUUUCAAGGUAAUCAGCCACUCUCUUGAGUGCAUAUGGUGAUGAAACGUUAGUGGAGUUGUUCCACUAUCUACUGCUAGUCCGGUGAUUUCAGUGAUAUUUUAUUCUUGAGUUUCUUAUAUGUCCAACGCAUAUAACUCUUCCACUUUCUGCGCCAAAGUUAAUGCAUAAUAAGUCAUGUUUAUGUCUACAUUCUUCAUGAGAGAAGCCUUUGCUUACCAUGUUUCAAGCCAUAGGAGUUUGUUAUCCAAGGAAGGUCGCUACAGUUCAAUACAGGUAUCUCAGCUUUAAUUUUGGGUAGCUAGCAAUAGUGGAAGAUGCUAAGUUAUAAUAGUCAGAUGUCCUGUUGUUUUCUACUACAUGUUAAUGUCCAAGGAAGAUAUCCAAGGAAGGUCGCUACAGUUCAAUACUCCUGUUAAUUUGCAUGUAAUGUUUGGUCAUUUACAAAGAGGGUAGGUUCUCCAGAUUUUCUAGUGCCAUGUUGUUGCAAUAACUAGAUAGUUGAAAUAGCAAUGAUCUAGUCCAUGUUGAUUCACCUAAUACAAUAGUUUUUAUCUGAAGGUUAAGUCAAAGAUUUUCUGAAUGAUCUAUCUGCCCACAAUAUUGUAUAGGGGAAAUUGUCAAAAGUAUAGACUUUAAUUGCAGAAUUUAUUCAUUGUUAUUUCUUUUCACAAUUAUCUUGACUUGGGGUUGGCAUCUGUAAUCACGUGUGCUGUUCAUAUUCAUCAGUCUACAUUUUACUUACAGAUUCUAAUCCUUAAUCUCAAUAACAGAGACUACGUCCUCAACUUUCCAGCUUAGCAUCAAUCUUUUUGUGUCUGGAAAAGAUAGGGACAAAUUUGAAGCUCUAGGGGAUAGGUCAGUGUGUCCUUAAUGUUAAGUGCUACCAGUAUAGAAUAGGUACAAAACGCGUAAGACAAAGAGCAGAUCUAAAGGCGACUUAUGAGGUUUGCUCAAGGAUAAAUUUUUGUUCUUUAUUGGAACUCAUUUUAAAGGACCUGACUUACCAACCCCAACCAUGUGUUUUAGAGUUCGGCACAGCUUUUUAAGAUGCUUUUGUAUUUUGUAUACUAUCCUUACGUAUAUAUAUAUUCAUGCAGAUAUCUUCGUAGUUUUUGGGUCAGGUCAUGUGACUUUACUUUUCAUGCAAAAAGCUUCCCCAGUCUUUUGUCUUUAAACUCUUAUACUUUCAUGAAAAGAUCAAACACUUUAGCCUGGUUGCUUUAAGUCUUUAACUACUACCUUCUUAAAAGCAACAAUGUUGAUUUUUACAGGGUUUUUCAGAUUUUCUUAUUGUCUUCUGCUUGAUGCUUGCUGGUGAGGGGGGCGGUGAUCUCGAAGAACAUAGCGAGUGGCAUGGCGACUCUCUUACUUUUUGAGGUUCGUAGAUGCGUCUUCCCAUUUCUUCGUCUCAUCAUUAGUAUACGCAUUCAGUACAAUCUUUAAUGCAUCAUAUGUGGUUACUCCAAGCACAAACUAACUAACUACGGUAAAAGUAUUUCAAAAUUUUAUAGUUUCAUCACUGGUUUCGAGCUAUGUUAAUUGGUGAUAUUAAAGGGACUGUCUAGGGAAUAUCGUAAUUCCAAACACAUCAUUCAUAAAAAAAAAGAUGACAUAAAUCUACCUAUUCACCUGUAUCACAUGACUGGUAAAGUUAAUUAACUUUUUCAGCUGUGCCUUUUUGUCCCCCAUUAAUCAAGGCGAAAGCUGAGCCUUUUAUACUAUUUUAAGAUUGUUUACUGAACGUCUAAAAAGUAUUUUAUAUGUUCAACUUAUCCAGAAUUUAGUGAAGAUUUGUGAAAAUAAUAAAGAUAUAUGAAUAGUGAAUUUAGUGAAGGUGGACCUUUGAAAACUCCUAUAAAAAGCUUGUCAUGAGAAGGAACUACUAACUUAGUAAACUCAACCUUGAGCCGAGUUGAGACACAGCCACUGCUCAUCCUUUUUGAUGCUCAACACUUCGUCUACCAAUUUGUAAUAGAUGAUGCUAAGAUGAUGCUUAUUUACUUCUAUGAGGAGUGGUUGCUUUAUUAUUAUUAUAUACGUAUUGAUCUUUUCAUAUACCAAUUUGAUGAUGAAGGUGUGUAUAUGUAUAGUAUACUCAAUAAAUACAUAGCUGGCUUGCGUUAUGAUGCCUAAGUAACCUGGUUUAACUAAUUUCUUAUUUGUUGAUAGCUACUACUGCCCCUUGCCUAUGAGCUCAUGGGCUCUCUAUAUGGUGACAAUUAAUUAGUUUGGGUUUCGUUAGAUUGAGUUUAACAAAUAUAAGGUAAGGGAAUCCUAAGCUUACAAUCUUUUUUAUGUAGUGUAAUUAUCUUCUAAGAUUUGCAGUGAGCUUAAGAUAAACUCUGUAAAUUUAUUUUUCCGUGGCAGAAAGGAAAUCAUAUGAAUACUCUAAAAGAGCGCAGAGACACAUAAGAGCUCUGGGAGGGUAAGGGAAAAGAGAUGUAAUCCGUUUGAAAACUCCUGUAUUUUCUGUACCUGCCUCCUCCAUCCGAGACUGUAGUCCACUCUGCCAGGAACCCUAAUUCAACAAGCAAUUCAAAUCCCUCUUUCCCCAAAUCUAAGAAAUAAUUUUUGAUGGUAUGUAUAUGAGUUAAAUGACAAUACUGUACUGCACACACUAUUUGUGCCAAAAAAAAAAAAGUACUGCACACACUAAGAUACCUUCUGGAAACUGACAGCGUCCAUGCCCUCAUUUGACACAGAAGAAAAAGACAAGAGCUCAAGAUAUGCCGUUGGUUGCAAUACUAAGGCGGACGAAGAAAGUCUUUUAGGUUUUAAAGAUGAUGGAGAUUUAGCUAAUUUUCUGCACCCACCUCUCCCCUAAUUAACCAGCUCCUCCUAAUGGUCAAAAUCGUUCACAUCAAGUCUGUCACCAUCAUCAAUAGUAAGUUUUUAUUCUGAUAUAGUAAGUUUUUAUGCUGAUAAUACCAAAACUUACCUUGUCCUCCAUGUUUGUCCUGUCCAUUACUAUUGCUGUUUGAAUUUUCAGCAAUUUAGAUUCUCGUGUAGUGGAGUUAUAGUGGAGUUAGAAUAUGAUAUAUGAUUACUUACCCGAAAGAACUAUCACUGGUCUCCUGCACCAGUACUAUUUGCUAUGGAAUUUCUUGUAAUGAGAGAACUCUCCCUGGAAAUAUUUACUAAAUUUCCUAAAAUAUUUAUGCUGCUGUCCUUAUUAACUCUGUGAAAACAACCUUUUGCUUUAUUAAGAAAUGUUUUCAUUACAACACAAUGACACGAAACCGUUAAUGCUGAUAUGUUCUUCCUGUUGCAGGUUUCUUCACUAGGUACCUUUUCUUCCUAGAAAAAAAGGCAUUUUGGGGUUGCAAAAUCUCGUUAAGUAUUACCUAGAUUUCACUAUAUCGACUUUCUUAUGAAUUGAUGUGUCAAACAAGAAAUUACACUGUCAUAUCCUUGAAACAUUCUCAUUUUCAGAGACAAUAAAUAGCUCUUAGGGCUCAUUCCUUGAGUUUUGUUGGGUUGAUGGUUGAUUUAUCUAAAUUUUAAUGAAAUGAAUUAUAUAAACUAGGGUACAUAUGAAAAUGAAUUAUAUAAACUAAUAUGCCGUGUAAAUGAUGAUGCGAGGAAAUCAAUUUUGCGUGUUAGAGGAAGAUAUGUCUCUUUGCCACCCUUUUGUUGCCAUGUGUUGUUGGCGCUGACUUCAAUUUCAAAUCCUCUCUUUUUAUUUGUCUGCAAUGAUUAAAAAAUAAAACUAACAGCUUCUUCCUCCUGUCAAAUUCCCUUUACUGCCCUUCUCUUUCAUCAUUACCUACUCAUAGAAGAUCUUUUGUGGAUUUCAUAAAUAAAAAAGAGGUAAUGAUGAAACCCUACAAAAACGUGUUUUUUUUUUUGAAAGUUUCAGCAACAGGUAUUUCAAAUAACCUAUAUGAUUGCCUCAUUCAUUGAGAAACCUGUAUACUAGAAGUUUAGACAGUGAAAAGACAAACAAUAACGAUGUUCUGCUAUUCUCCUUGACAAAUACAGGAUUUGGCACUAGGGCAUAUAUAGGUGAUGGCUACUGAUGAACUGCUUCCCAAAUAAUCCCAAUUAAAAGACAAAUAAUAGAAGAAUUGAUGUGUGUUUGUCCAUUGAAGGCGGCUGCUCCUGAGAUGAUACUGAUGUUGCUCAAGACAAGAAGAAGAAAUUACAUUGAAUGAUUUUUCACACUGGCGAAUAGAAAAGAGACACGUGAUGAGUGGACAUGAAGAGAAAAGGGUGCUAGACUGCUAGGUUUAAUAUAAAUAGAAAUAAGAAGCAGUUGGUGUGGUUGUGAAGGAAGGAGGCAAGCGACCAAAUCUCAGAGAAAUAAUAGUAUAGAGGAGGAACAAAGAUACAGGAGAUCAACGAACAUGGGAAGAUCACCUUCCAGUGGUGACUCUGGUCUGAAGAAGGGUCCUUGGACUCCUGAUGAAGAUGAGAAACUUGUCAAGUAUGUCAAAAAACAUGGCCAUAGUAGCUGGAGUGCUCUUCCCAAGCUUGCUGGUCUUAAUAGGUGUGGGAAGAGUUGCAGGCUAAGAUGGACGAACUACUUGAGACCUGACAUCAAGCGAGGGAAAUUCUCUCCGGAGGAGGAACAGACUAUCUUGAAUCUUCAUGCAGUUGUUGGAAACAAGUGGUCAACGAUUGCAAACAACUUACCUGGGAGAACAGACAACGAGAUCAAGAAUUUCUGGAACACCCAUUUGAAGAAAAAGCUGAUUCAGAUGGGAGUUGACCCAAUGACUCAUCGCCCAAGAACCGACGUCUUGUCCAGCUUAUCUCAGCUGAUCUCUCUGUCAUCUAACCUCAGAGGUUUUGUUGAUCAAGAGCAAAUUAUGCUGAAACUCCAAACCGAGAUGGCCAAGCUCGAAUUGUUCCAAUACCUCCUUCAACCACCUUCCAUGUAUAACAACAUUAACCCUAAUGACUUUGACACUCCCAGUCUCCUUAACUCUAUUGCCUCUACCACCAGCAAUAAUCUCGACCUUGGUUCCUAUAUUCAGGACUUCAACAGCUUACCAUCCCUAAAAAACUUAAAUACCAACAUUGGACCAUCAUCUGUUUUCCCCCAAAAUCUUGAUGCCAAUCACUUCAAGUUCUUCAAUCAAAGAGAAAACCUUCUUAUAUCUCCAAGCUGGCUCUCGGAUCCGUCCAGCUCAAAUCAGAGUUUGUUACCUUCUCUUGAUCCUUCAUCUGUUAUGACUGAUGAUCUUAUUAGAAGCCAAUACGUUAUUGAAGAUGUCAAUAGCAAUCUCACCUCUUCGAGCUAUCAAGAAUCAGGAGCUUCAGCUGCAUGGCCUGAUCAUCUACUAGAUGAUUCUAUAUUUUUUGACAUUCCUUAGCCUUCCUCGUCCUUUCAGGUAUGUUUUGGAGGAACUCAAAAUCGAAUAUAUGCCUGGGACUGUGCUUGUUGAAGAAUUUAUUCGCAUAUAUCUAUCUAUAUAUAUUGUUGGCACAUCAUAUACAUAUGUGUGCUCAUGUUGUAGAAUGUAAGUAUAUAUAAUU
Messenger RNA from Brassica napus (rape), 6008 nucleotides. RefSeq names its product transcription factor MYB92. The coding region runs from base 4874 to 5845 and encodes 323 amino acids. The record is from RefSeq and is a predicted model, not a curated record. NCBI's taxonomy places the organism in Eukaryota, Viridiplantae, Streptophyta, Magnoliopsida, Brassicales, Brassicaceae. The transcript has 8 exons.